Bacillus rossius redtenbacheri is the source of this 3613-nucleotide messenger RNA. It is a transcript of the gene spin, whose product is annotated as protein spinster. Gene Ontology annotation, biological process: transmembrane transport. Gene Ontology annotation, cellular component: membrane. Gene Ontology annotation, molecular function: transmembrane transporter activity. The transcript is spliced from 9 exons. The record is from RefSeq and is a predicted model, not a curated record. The coding region runs from base 155 to 1747 and encodes 530 amino acids. NCBI's taxonomy places the organism in Eukaryota, Metazoa, Arthropoda, Insecta, Phasmatodea, Bacillidae.
CCACUGUGGACGAGAAAGUUGCCGGGAGGGGUGUUUGCUGGCGUAUUUCCGACUCCGAUGCCGACGCAGUUACCUAGAGAGAAGCACACGCUAACUUUGUUAAGCAUGGAGGAGCCGGUAAACCAUUCCUUCUAAUAAUUCACAGCAACUUUUAAUGCCAAAUGACCGUUUGUCUAAUGCGACCGACUCGAGUAGGAGGCGUGGUGAGACACCUUCGCGGCGAAAUGCAUCUGUCAACUUUCUGUGUUUUUCAACCCCCGUAUCAUCUUCGUGGCGAAAUGGAAUUACAGUUGGAAUCUUGUGUUUCGUCAACCUCAUCAACUACAUGGACAGAUUCACAAUAGCAGGGAUCCUGAGCGACGUGCUGAAGCACUUCGACAUCCAGAACGCGAAGGGCGGGCUGCUGCAGACGGCCUUCGUGCUCAGCUACAUGGUGUUCGCGCCGCUGUUCGGCUACCUGGGGGACCGCUACAGCCGGCGCGCCAUCAUGGCGUUCGGCGUGUUCCUGUGGAGCCUCACCACGCUCGUCGGCUCCUUCAUGGACAACUAUAAUUGGUUCCUGGUGUUCCGCACCCUCGUGGGCAUCGGGGAAGCCAGCUACUCCACGAUCGCGCCCACCAUCAUCAGCGACAUGUUCGUGGGCGACAUGCGCUCCAAGAUGCUGGCGCUCUUCUACUUCGCCAUCCCCGUCGGCAGCGGGCUGGGCUACAUCGUGGGCUCGGAGACGGCCAAGGCCACGGGCCACUGGCAGUGGGGGCUGCGCGUCACGCCCUUCGUGGGCUUCGUGGCCGUGCUGCUGAUCCUGCUCGUGAUGGACGACCCUGCGCGCGGCGAGAGCGAGGGCUCCGCGCACCUCGCGCCCACCUCCUGGCGCGAGGACAUCGCGCAGCUCUGCAGGAAUCGGACGUUCAUGCUGUCCACCGCUGGCUUCACAUGCGUGGCCUUCGUGACGGGAGCGCUCGCCUGGUGGGGCCCCAUCUUCAUCUACGAGGGGCUCAGGUUGCAGCCAGGCACUGAAGAUGUUCAUCUCAGCGAUGUCUCUUACAAGUUCGGCAUCAUCACAAUGGUGUCGGGGAUCAUAGGUGUUCCUCUGGGCUCGUUCUUAGCACAGAGGCUGAGACCGCGCUUCCACAGCGUGGACCCGAUGAUCUGUGCCGUGGGUCUGAUCUCGAGCAUGCCCCUCCUGUUUUGCGCUAUGUUGUUUGCCGACAAGUUCGGCAUGUUGUGCUACUUUCUGGUAUUCUUCGGGGAACUGUUGCUGAACCUCAACUGGUCCAUAGUGGCGGACAUCUUGCUGUACGUGGUACUGCCUACGAGACGGGCCACAGCCGAGGCCUUCCAGAUCCUGUUCUCCCACGCCCUGGGGGACGCGGGGAGUCCGUACCUCAUCGGAGUGAUCUCGGAGGCGAUCCUGAGCUACCUGUCGGGCGGUGGGGCGGGGGGGGAGGCGGGCGCGGCCCUCAACGCCACACUGCCCGGCAACGGCACGGACGUGGUGGGCGUGCGCGACCCCCAGGAUGCUGCCCACAGCUUCCACAGCCUGCAGUACGCCCUGUACAUCACCUGCUUCGUGGAGGUGCUGGGCGGCCUCUUCUUCCUGCUGUCGUCCUCCUACGUCGUGGCCGACAAGACCAGGGUGGAGAAGGAGACCUCGGCAACUCCACAGCUGCAGAUUCACGAAGCAGACGAUCUGUCCGGCGACCACCACGAGACGCUAAUGCGCAAGCACAUAGUGGACGUCGAGUGAAAGUUGAAUGUGCACCUUGUAUUUACCCUGAAAAAAAGAAUGGUUUGAGUGUUUUAUUUGUGAUUAUGGAAGGGGUGGUUACUGUGCCAAUAAGUGUUUAGUGUGUGUGAUGGAGGACUGGUGAACAGACUUAGUGUACGUAGAGCGAGCGGAAGUCAAGACUGUGUUGCAGUUCGUUUGGAAGCGACGUUAUCAUGUCGCUGCUUCUCGACCGCUGUGGAGACUUUUGACUUGCAUGAAGCAAGUUGCUGAAAGAGCAUUUGCUGAGAGUCCGCAGUUGACGCUGGCUUCGUUAUGUAAAGAGAACCCAGUAUUUACAGCACAGGAGAAACUGAGAUAGCCUUCUGAAAAUUGGAAUCUUGAAAUACCUAUUUAUCUGUGCAAUUUUCAUUAUCUUGCCAUUUUAAAUUGUGCAAAUCAAAAAAAAAAAAAAAAAAUCUAAAUCUCUAUUUUAAGAUGAGUAAAGCUACUAAUGAAAACUCAAUAUUCACAAUCUGCAGUGUGGAAUGUUUUUAGGGCCUUGUAAAACACUGCGUCGAAAGUAAUGUAGGUGGUGUAUUUUAAUGUUUAUCAAAUUGUCUUUGUGUAGAAUUUAUUUUGUAAUAUUUGUAUGAUAGUUCCUUUAUAAUGGGCCUAUUUGUAACUCUGUACGUCACAAGAGUUUUUUUGUUUAUAGCUGUAUUUAAGUGUGUUAGGGUGAACACGUUUGUUGUGUGGGUGAAUUUAUAUGUUUGAAAAUAUUUAUUAGCAUAAAUUGAAAGUGGAACAAUUCUUGGGUUGCAUUCUUCAGGUCAUGCAAUGAACACUAAUUAUUUUUACAUAUCAACAGCUAGCAUGCUGUAUGUUGUUCCUAACUCCGUAACUAAAACAUUGAAGGUUGGAAUAAGUUGCAGCUCCCUUAAAAAUAAAUAUAUAUUUUUAACUUUCACCCAAGUGAAUGUUUAUUACUUUAAGACUGUUUUCCUAAACUGUCAGUCCUGAUUGUUCCUGUUCUUAUUAAGCAUUGCUGUUGCAUGUACUUCUGUUUACCAUAAAUGUUAACUUAAGUUAAUGUAGUUGGCAUAUUAAUAUAAUACACACCUCAUUUGAAAUAUUAGAAGUUAUUUUUUAAAAGUAGUACAUCAACAGUUUUUUUUGUAGAACUUUGUGGCUAAAAGUAAGUUUUUAAGAUGCAACCUUUAAAAUCAUUGGAACAGUCAUUAUCUUACAAUCAAAUAAAAAUUGUCAUUAAAAAUUAAGAACCGUAACAAGAAACUCAUCCAUUAUUGAAAACUGAAAAGUAUUAAUACAUUUUAAUGCAGACUUUACUUAAAAGUUGAGGAACAUGUAAUUUGUUACUACAAAUUUUUAACUAAAUUUUUCUUGCUCUACAGAUAAAUCUGAUUUUCAGUUUCGUAAUCUAAUUUUAUGUUAAUAUUGUAAAUAGCUUACUGAGAAUUGUGACUGUAAUAUAUGGCCAGCGUUAUUGUUUUGGAAGCAUUUUAAAAUUAAAUAAACUUAUCAAGUUAUAAUAAAGCUAAAAAUUUUCCAGGCUGGAGACUGAAGUGUUAGUAUUCAUGUUUGACUGUGUACUGUAUUUUAUUACAGUGUGUGUUGUCAGAUGUUUGUCAGAAUUAGCAGUUAUGUGAAGCAUGUAUGCAGACUUAACGGUAAUGUUACUGGUGUUGGUGCAACACUGCCACCUUAGUUGGGUACAAGACUAUAGAGAGAAUACUUUCAUAUUUUUAUAGCAUAUAUAUAUAUGUACCAAGACUUUAUACAUUCUCUCUUCCAUAGACAUUGUAUGCUACCAAACUACAUCACUGAAAAAAAAAAAAAAAAAAUGUACUGUAAUUGAGAUGCUUUAAAUAAAUUAAAUUUUUCUAA